This is a messenger RNA of Dioscorea cayenensis subsp. rotundata (Guinea yam), 2212 nucleotides long. RefSeq names its product U3 small nucleolar RNA-associated protein 18 homolog. The coding region runs from base 244 to 2031 and encodes 595 amino acids. Gene Ontology annotation, cellular component: Pwp2p-containing subcomplex of 90S preribosome; small-subunit processome. The transcript is spliced from 3 exons. The record is from RefSeq and is a predicted model, not a curated record. Lineage: Eukaryota; Viridiplantae; Streptophyta; Magnoliopsida; Dioscoreales; Dioscoreaceae. Gene Ontology annotation, biological process: rRNA processing. Gene Ontology annotation, molecular function: protein binding.
CUUUGCUCCAAACCCUAACCCUAACCCUAACCCUAAUUCAUCUCGCGCUUCGAUCUCAGUGCGACGGCUAUCUCCUUCUCAAUGGCGUCUCAACGUGCUCUCUGAUCUACUUCUUCAUCGGUUCUAGGGUUCGGCACUGAUCCUGCUGGCUAUAUUGGCAAUCUCUGGAAGCCCUGUUCAAAGAGGGUGGAGCAAUCUUGGGAGCAACAAGACCUACUUGGUUUCUAGCUUUGUACAAUCACAAUGAGCUUGGUUUCACGAACAUCAUGGGAGCAGAAGAAAAAGUUUGAAGAGGUUGCAAACAAUACAACACUUGAUUCUAUUGGUCAAGAAUUGAACUCAGAGGACAAACAUAAUUCAGAUAACCUCAAGAGGAAGAAGAGGAGAAGAGAACAUGCUGCAUCCUCAGGUGAGAAGGACUCAAAGGUUGAGCAAGAAAAGGAGAUGAAAAGACUUGAAAGUUUCUUGUUUGGAACCAUUUAUUCUCCUCUGGACUUUGGAAAAGAAGUCAGUGAAGAUAGAGAAGAAGAGGGUCUUGCCGAACCUUUGUUCAUUGUGAAUAAAUCAACCAACAAUGAGAUAGAGUCUUAUGUAGAAGAGUUGAAUGAAGAGAGGGAGCCUCUGUCUGAUGAUGGAGGAGAUAGAGAAGAAAUGGACAGUGCGCAACCUGCGCCACCCAUGAAAAUGUUGACAGGCAAUCAGAUAGUGGUUCAUGAGGAAGAGUUAAACAAAGAAAAGAAACCUGCGUGGAUUGAUGAGGAAGAGAAUAUGACAAAGGUUGACAUAAUGAAGGUGCCUAGGUUGAGAAAAUUGAGGAAGGAAGCUGGGGAAGGGUUGAUCUCGGGCACUGAUUAUGUAUCUAGAUUGCGUGCACAGCAUUCUAGGCUGAACCCUGGAACAGAAUGGGCACAUAUUGACCGGAAAUCAGAGCGUGUUCAUGAUUCUGACAAUGAGUCUGAUGAUGAAAGUGGUAUCACUGUUGCUCCUGGGUAUGAGCGCAUUGUUAGUGAUGACAUACUGAGGAGCAAUGAUGAGCUUGUUGUGAAAGAUCGUGUGAAGCUCUUGCCUGGGCUUCUGGAGUACUCAAGGCUUAUGGAUGCUAAUGGCGAAGAACCCUCCAAUGGUCCCAUAAAUUCCAUCCAAUUUCACAGGAAUGGCCAGUUGCUGCUGACUGCUGGACUUGAUAGGCGGCUUAGGUUUUUCCAAGUGGAUGGAAAACGCAAUACUAAAGUACAGAGCAUUUUCAUCGAAGAUUGCCCAAUCCAUAAAGCCUCAUUCUUACCUGACGGAUCUCAGGUUAUCUUAUCAGGCAGAAGGAAGUUCUUUUACAGUGUUGAUUUGGUCAAAGCAAGUGUCGAUAAAAUUGGUCCCUUGACAGGCAGGGAAGAGAAAAGUCUGGAGGUCUUUGAAGUUUCUAAUGAUUCAAGUAUAAUUGCAUUCAUUGGCAAUGAAGGUUACAUCCUACUGGUUUCUACAAGAACGAAAGAGCUGAUCGGGACUCUGAAGAUGAAUGGAAGUGCCCGCUCUCUUGCUUUUGCAGAUGGCGGGCAACGGCUCUUGAGCAGUGGUGGUGAUGGACAUGUUUACCACUGGGAUCUCAGAACUAGGACUUGCAUUCAUAAGGCUGUUGACGAGGGUUGCCUGGCCGGUUCUUCCCUUUGUACUUCACCUGACAGUAGUUUGUUUGCGGCUGGCUCAACCAGUGGAAUUGUGAACAUCUACAAAGAAGAUGAAUUUCUCGGUGGAAAGCGGAAGCCAUUGAAGACAAUUGAGAGUCUAUCCACCCAGAUUGAUUGCCUGAAAUUUAAUCCCGAUGCGCAGAUACUAGCGUUGUGUUCAAGGAUGAAGAAGAACAGUUUGAGACUUGUCCAUGUUCCCUCCUUCAACAUUUUCUCGAACUGGCCUCCCCCGAGGUCCAGCCUGCAGUAUCCUCGGUGUUUAGAUUUCAGUCCGGGUGGAGGCUUCAUGGCUGUGGGUAAUGCCACCGGAAAGGUUCUGUUGUACAAACUGCAUCAUUACCAGAAGGCCUAACUAAACACUCGAAACCCUAGUUUUCCAAAACACGGAAGUUAUCACAUAAUGGUUACAUUUUCAUUAAUUCAGUUUGAUGCUGUGUUGUUCUUGUACCCGUAUUGUUUUUGUGUUUGUUCGAAAACCUCGAGAAGGACAUGCUAUUAAAUUAAUUAUGACGAAACAAUCGUCUGUUGUUUUC